This is a messenger RNA of Amorphotheca resinae ATCC 22711, 1002 nucleotides long. RefSeq lists its product as hypothetical. The record is from RefSeq and is a predicted model, not a curated record. NCBI's taxonomy places the organism in Eukaryota, Fungi, Ascomycota, Leotiomycetes, Helotiales, Amorphothecaceae. Gene Ontology annotation, cellular component: endoplasmic reticulum membrane. The coding region runs from base 1 to 1002 and encodes 333 amino acids. The transcript has 3 exons. Gene Ontology annotation, molecular function: metalloendopeptidase activity. Gene Ontology annotation, biological process: CAAX-box protein processing.
AUGCGUGCUUAUGAAGGGCCCCCUUCCCCCACAGUAGACCCUGAAGUCCCCGCCAUCAGCACCCCAGCUGCGAUAGCUGUGCUGGUUACUUAUACUCUGAUCUACGUCCUACCCUUCUACAUCUCCCCGACUACUCGCCCCUCAGCAACCCUAUCGCGCGACGCGCCCUCGGUCAUUCGCGGCCGCAUACGCUCGGUUACUGUAUCAUGCAUCAUAUGCUCCAUCAUAUCAUUUGUAGUCCUGCUGGACGUGGGCGACAGUGACAACGCCCUCACCAACUCCCUCGAGGCUCUGCACCGCCUGGGAUAUAUACCUGUUGGGUUGGUGGAGGCUGUCAGAUGUCUUGUGCUGACCGCAACCCUAUUCCUUGGCCCACUGUUUGAGGCCGGCAUCGUAGAAGGGAGAUGGAGGGGUUGGAUCCGUCUGCGCGGCCUCGAUACCGUAACUACUGGAUGGAUAGGUUGGCGUAAUAUUGUUGCGGGCCCAAUAACAGAGGAAAUCCUCUUCCGUUCCGCCUCGGUCCCUCUCCUACUUCUUUCCCAAACUUCAAACACGACAAUCAUCUUCUUGACGCCGGUCAUCUUCGGCCUAGCGCAUGUUCAUCACUUCUACGAGUUUCGAAUCGCAUACCCUCACACCCCAAUAAUUGGAGCAAUUCUACGCUCACUGCUCCAGUUUGCGUACACCACACUCUUCGGUGGUUACGUGACCUUCCUUUUCCUUAGGACAGGAAGCCUGUUGAGCGUGGUUCUCGUCCAUGCCUUCUGCAAUUGGAUGGGCUUCCCGAGAUUCUGGGGAAGGGUUAGCGCAGGGGAAACUGUCCCCACCUCUGAUCUUGGGGAUACCAAGAGAAUUGAGAACCAUGACCCGCCACGUCCAAAUGAGCAGUUGAGUACUAUAUGGACGGUUCUAUAUUAUGUCCUCCUUAUUGUGGGAGCGGCAAGCUGGUGGAAUUCCUUAUGGACUUUGACAGAGAGCGACUCGGCCUUGACGAUAUUCUAA